Toxotes jaculatrix (banded archerfish) is the source of this 1790-nucleotide messenger RNA. It is a transcript of the gene snai1b, whose product is annotated as snail family zinc finger 1b. The coding region runs from base 155 to 976 and encodes 273 amino acids. The record is from RefSeq and is a predicted model, not a curated record. Gene Ontology annotation, biological process: regulation of DNA-templated transcription. Lineage: Eukaryota; Metazoa; Chordata; Actinopteri; Toxotidae. The transcript is spliced from 3 exons. Gene Ontology annotation, molecular function: DNA-binding transcription factor activity, RNA polymerase II-specific; RNA polymerase II cis-regulatory region sequence-specific DNA binding.
UGGUACUGGUCUUGUAGAUCUCUCCAAGCGUUUUCUCUCCGUCCGACUGGAAUCUGCAGCUGUGUGAGGAACAGAUCCAUUCAUUCAUCUGAGCGCACUCGGCCUUUUGGAAUUGUUUUUUAAUUUUAAUUUACCGGAGAAGCCAGACCACAACAUGCCUCGGUCAUUCCUUGUGAAGAAGUAUUUUUCCAACAAGAAGCCAUACUACAGGGAGAGCCAGCUGGAGAGUCAGACUGCAGCUUUUGUCCCAGAAAGCUUUCCUCGAGCUGAACUUCCAACGCAGGACAACAGCUCUGCCCUGACCUGCUAUCCCACCAACCCAUUCCACAACAACACGGACAACCUGCCUGCACCUCUUUCCCCCAUCACCCCAGUGUCUCUGCCCCCUUCACCCUUGGGCCCUCUGGACCUCAGCAGCUCACCCUCCAGCAGCAGUGGCGAGGAAGAGGAGGACGGUGGGCGUAGUUCAGAUCCCCCCAGUCCAGAUGUCAUCCAACACAUCUACCACUGUCUCUACUGCAGUAAGAACUACAACAGCCUGUCUGCACUGUCCCACCAUCAGAUGUCGCACCACCAGCUCUCCCACUGUGCCCCACUACAGCAGACACCCUCUCUGCCCACAGAGGUGUCUGCACGCCCAGCCUUCCACUGCAAACACUGCCCCAAGGAGUACACCAGCCUGGGAGCCCUGAAGAUGCACAUCCGCUCACACACUCUGCCUUGUGUGUGCCCCACCUGUGGCAAGGCCUUCUCCAGACCAUGGCUGCUCAGGGGACACAUUCGCACACACACAGGUGAACGUCCCUUCGCUUGUCAGCACUGUAAUCGUGCCUUUGCUGAUCGCUCCAACCUUCGCGCCCACCUGCAGACCCACUCUGAAGUGAAGAAGUACCAGUGUGGCUCUUGCUCACGGACCUUCAGUCGCAUGUCCCUGCUGCACAAACACAACAUCUCUGGAUGCUGCCCUGCCUCAUAGACUCACAUUCCCCGGACUGCUCUUAUAAGCCAGUUGAAGCUGCUUGCUGGAUCUGAUCCCCUCCCCUGAUUAGAGCCAAUACACCCAGAGGACAUUUGGCAGAUUGAUGCCAGCACACCCCAAAGCCAUGACAGGAAAACUGCUGGAGUUUUUUUUUUAAAUAAAAUUACUUUUAAGUGCCUUUAACAUUUCAAGACUAUAGGUUUAUAAAUAUUUUGAGGCCAUAUUGUUUAUCUGCAGCACAUUUUUUGCUGUGUCCUGUCAACUGUGUGUAUGUGUGUGUGAUUUGAGGGCAGCUGGACAUGCAGUUAAUUCCCAGGAAACUCCAUUGGUGCCGGCCGGUCCGGGACUCGGGCCAUGUUGCAGCUGCUUGGGUGUGUUUGUGUGUGUCUGUGGUGCAUGCGGGGAUGUCAUUCCUCACCGUACUAUACAUACAUGGCAUGUGUGUGGAAAUGAGCAAGUGUGUGUGUUGAGACAGCUGUCUGCGUAUGGUGUACUGUGGAGGCAGGGCGCUGAGAGACGUGUUAGCCGCGACCUCGACGACAGGUGACCCUCUGCUCGAGCCACAAACACUUUCCACACACACUCAUUGUGUCACUGGACAUGAAAGGACCACUCAAGGUUGACCAAAAAACCCCCACAACUUUCUUUCAUCAAUAUUGUCAUUUAUUUGUUGACAUGUUUUUUGUUCUUUUGGGAAGAUUUUGACCUACAGUUUUUACAAACUAUUUUGAUGAACAUACCAUUCAAAUGGGAAUUCUGUGCCUUUUUAAGGUUGUGUAUUUUUCUGCUUCAUGUAAAUAAAAGCCGUGUU